AAAAAACAUUGAAACCAGUACACAGUUUGGGCUAAUGUCGAACGCAUUGCUGACGCACCAAAGGGUGAUCAGCUGACGUCAACACAAGAAUGGCACCUCAUUUGGGGAACAACGGGCAGCUGUCACGUGAUGAACGCGUGCAGCUCUAUGGCAUUGACUGCGAGGACCAGGUCAUGUGGCAUGAAUGGACGCCUGGUGUGGAGAGUGUCCAAGACCUCGUUCUGCAAAACGUGGCCCUGGUGACGCAAAAGGUAAAGUUCAAGUUGCCGCCUACGAAAGAGUUUGACAUGCCAUACCCAGAGCCUUUCAAGCUCGCGCCCGGAAUGAAGAAGGUCAUCCCAAUUAGCUUUCGGCCUUCAAAGUAUGUUCCGCACGUGGACAGAGUACAGAUAGUCACAAAGGGAGGAAGCUUUUUCGUCAUUGUCAAGGCAGUGGUGAAGGAUGUGGCUUUGUCUGUGCCGCAUUUCUUGGAUUUUGGCCUUUGUCCAACAAUGGAGCGUUCACAGCAGCAGAUAGAUAUUUACAACACUGGCACUCUCAAGGCAUCCAUGAAGUGGCAUGCCAGGCCGCCAUUCACGGUUAGAUGUCCAGCUCAAACUGUGGAAGUGGGGCAGUCAGUGCGAUGUAUUGUCGAAUUCGAGCCAAAGACCGCUUCUGUUUUUGAUGGCCUGAUUGCAUGUGAGGUGGGCAGCGCAGCUGUUGUGCUGGAUGAAGAGGAUGAAGAGAGCAGCGCAAGAGUACCUGAGGCGAAGAACUAUGCUUUGCAGUGUACCGGUGUUGGCAAGAUGCCACAUCUUUGUGUUCCCGGGGGUCAAGCUCCACUAGUUGAGUUUGGUGCUGUAUCACCUGGCAAGCGUGUGCCGCAGACUCUGGAGCUGCUCAACACCACGCCAGUUCGGGCGGUGUUCCAUGUGCGUGCCCUUCACGACAGUCUGGAGACUGCGCCACUUCCUCCAUCAGCAUUUUGGGUCAGCCCUGAAUCUGGAGUGGUGGAACCGAAUUGCACCUUCACGAUGACCUUCUAUUUUCAGUCCCACACGGUCAAGGAACAUGCGUGCCAGCGCUUCCAGAUCAGCACGCCUGGUGGCACACCUUUGGUCGUCACAUGCAAAGCAUUUUGCCAGCCAAUUGGUGUCGUCAUGUCAACGAGGUCAAUGAACUUUGGUGAAGUUCCUAGUGGGAGGGUCUUAUCGAGGACGCUGCAGCUGGAAAACAAUAGUGAUCGACCAGCACCAUAUCAUUUUGUCAAUGUGGACAACCAGCGAGGUGUGUUUUGGCUGGAUCGACCAAUGGGCAUCAUUCCGCCGGAUUCUUUCAUGGUGGUGACGGUCUUCUUUGGACCGAUGUCUCCGAUCAACUACCACAAGAAGGUCUCCUGUGUGGUGAAGGGUGCUUCCACGCCAUUGACACUUGACUUGCUUGGGUCAGCCCACAACGACAAGGUUCGACCGGCCAGGCUUGAGCAGCACCAUGUGGACCUUUUUCGGAACAUGCAGCUGUCCGGGGUUCGCGAGCAUCAGCUGGUGGAAACAGCUCCUGAGGCAAAUUCUCUGGAUGAUGAGCUUCCACAAGAAGAGUUGGAUCCUGCUGCACCGGAGGUUGAAGUGAAGCCACUGUCAGCUACAGCAGCUUUCCUGGACUUGAUGUUGCCCACCGACUCGAAGCUGAGGGACAUUACCAUCAGCCCAGCAAAUCUUGACUUCGGGCAAAAUUCCGUGAUGUCCACCUCGGAGAAGCAGACAGUGACUAUCACCAAUCGCACCUCUCAAAAGGUUACUGUGCUUUGGAUGAUUGCUGGGGAGACGCGCCUUCCAUGCGUCCCAGAUGAAAAGUCCUUGUUCUCGGUCUAUCCACCGACAUGUGACAUCAGGCCAAAAGGGCAAAUGGAUUUUCAGGUAACUUUUCGACCACAGAGUUCGAACACUGUGGAAGGAGAGUUGUUGGAAGUGGUGGUGGCACAGAAGAUCAACCGAACUUUUAGACUCGUUGAUUUGCAAAGGUUUACACCGCCAUGGACCAUUGCACUUAGAGGGAUGGGGCACACGAUGGCUGCCAGAACGGACACCCAGGUGGAUAUUUCAGAGACAAAUGUCAGAUUCAAAUCUUGUCCUCCUGGUGAGCGGACGUAUCAGGUGGUGAUGAUGACAAAUCCUGGAGACAUGCCGUUGAGCUAUCAGAUACUCCCUGCAGUGGACAUCAGUAAAGGUGAUGGAGAUUCUGGCAACUUUGAGGAUCUUGCUGGAGAGGCACCUUUCCGCGCUUGGCCAACGCAGGGAAUCAUUCAUCCUCACCAGUUUCAUUUGAUUGUUUUGGAGUUUGCACCAACUGUGGCGAAGAACGAUGUACCGUAUGUUGCAAACUUCCAAGUCGUGGCAGAUUACUUUGAAAGUGGACCCAAGACCAUUCGAGUAUCUGGAAGAGCUUGGAAGCCGCAACUGUCAUUUUGCAGCGGCCAGAUGAGCGUGACCUUUCCGCCCACGUGCUCUGGCAUUGCUUCCACAAUGGUCUGCUCAGUGAAGAACGUGUCCGAGAUUCCUAUCUCGUAUGAAUGUCGAAUUCCGAGCCGUUUCCGCUCCACCUUUUGGUUCACGGAACCUGCUGGCCAGCUGGCACCGUCCGAAUCCACGAGCAUAGUGGCAAAUUUUUGCCCUUCCAGUGAGCGAGUAUUCUCUUCUCCAAUGUACUGUGCUACGCAGUGUUUAAAGGAUCCUGAUAACAUCGUGGCAGGUCCAUUGCGAGCUCUUGUAGAUGCCUCUACCUCACAUGAUGAUCAGCCGUCCUAUGUGCUGCAGCUGGUUGGACAUGGGAAAGGUCCCGCAUUGUCCUUGGAACCCGAUGGCCUUGACUUGGGUGCCGUGAAGGCAUGCGAGACUCUUCAGCGGCAGGUGGUUAUCCUCAACUCAUCUCAGCUCACAGUCCGGUAUGAGGUUUCCACUCAGUUUGUUGGCAAGGAUCCAGCUGCCGCAAAUUCAGCAGACGAAGCGUUGGUAGUCGGGCACACCGUGGGCUCAGUCGCAGGUAGAUGCACUACUACUCUUGACAUCACCUUCCAUCCGCCCUGUCGUGGAGAAUACGUGUAUGAGGUGGCCGUUACUCCGAAAGGCGAAGGAUCAGACGAGCCCAGUGGAAAGAGUGUCACUUUCACACUGUCCGCGUUGGCGCAAUAUCCUUACGUGCAGAUCGCGGACCUUCGAACUGAGUCAGCCACUCUGCAGCCUCAGUCGAUGAUGUGGACUCAAUUCCAGGUAGAUGGCAUCAACGACCUGUACCAGGGCGAAGUUGUAGACGUUGAGCGCAAGUUCCAGAAUGCCAUCGGAAUUGAUGAGAAGAAGCGCCUUGUCAGGCAGCUCAAGCCCUUUCAGCUUCUUUUUGGAACUUCUGCCGUUGAGUCCAGUGCGACUGUGGUGUACCUGGCUUUGUCAAACCCUGGAUAUUUGCCGAUCAGGUUCUCAUUCCAAACGCCCGAGAAUCUGAAUUUGGAGAAUGUGCCAUACUGGUGUGAUGAGAAGGCAUUGGUUGAUGAGCGUGAAGCACAUUUUACUUGGGUGGAGGAGCAUGGUGUUUAUGACAUCCAACCCAGAACGGGCGCAAUUGCCCCUGGAGACUUCUUGCAUGUCAAGUUGACCUAUCACCACCACAGUAUUGGCACGCAUAUCCUACCUGUGGUCUUCAAUGUGCACGAUGGCCGCUCUGUGCUGUUCUACCUCAAGGGACACAGCGUGGCACCUGUGGUGGGAUGCCUCUCUGUCCGGUCAUCCGUUUUGACCCUUCAGCCGGUACCCUUAGGAGAGCAGGGUGUGGUCCAAGCAGUAGAGCUCACCAACAGUGGUGGAGUGGCUGCACCGUGGCGAGUUGACCUCUCAACACUAUCCUCGUACAACGCGCAGAAUCACAAUUUCGAGGUCCUGUCGGUAAAGCCUUUGGAAGGAACGCUCGACCCACAAAGUUCGACCUUUCUGCACUUCACCUUUAGGCCGCUGGAGGCAAAAAGAUACACUUGUCCAGUGCGCUUGGAAAUGCUGAAGGAUGGACGACCUUCUGAAGAGCUCUGCUUUGAUAUCCAGGCUGAUGGCUACAUGCCAGGCGACUCUCCUCCGGAGGUGGAAGCUCAGUUUCCAGCAAACCUUCCGAUUCAGACUUAUGCGCCAGUACCGGGAUAUGGAGCGGCUUUAUCGAUCGAGAUCCUUGACUUCAAAGCAGUGCCACUUCGAGCUCGUCACUCUGAGAUGCUUGUGCUGGUGAACUACACCUCCGACUUUGUCCUCAGCUUUAGGUGGGAUGCACGGAAGCUCUUCCGCUUCGACCACGAGUUGGAGAUCGAGCCCAGCGUCGGAGAGCUGUCCCCGGGGUCGCACUGCAUUGUGGUGUUCCGCUUGUGCUGUGACGAGCCAGUGGACAUCAGUGGGGAGAUCGCCUGCCAUUUGGACUGGACCCACAUCAGUGCCUACGGCCAGCAAUCGAUCGUCGAGUCGCAAGAGGAUCCGGCAGCGGAAGUGGAGUACUUUGGUUUCCAUGCAGACCAUAUCCACGAGCCUGCGCGAAGCAAGGGCCAGAAUGCUCCGGUCCACAUUUCGGUGGCCAACCGGUUGACGGUGUCAAGGUUCCGCAAUCUCAUGUCCACAGCAGCUGGCCAGAAGUUUUUGAAUGAGAACCUGCACCGAACCUCGGUCCUUUCGUCUCACAUUCCAAUCAUGUCACCUCGACGCGCCAUGCAAACCUCGACAAUGGGCCUGGCUUUGCAGAGCAAGGAGGAGCUUCCUGGAAUGCAAAGCUCGAGCAGCAUGGAGGACUCUUCUCGAGGGCCGCAAACACCAAGCGCUCCAACCUCCUACCCGCUCUAUGUGCGGCUGAGGGCAGUGGUUGCAGACUGGAGGGUGCCGCCUGAAGAGGCGAAGGACUUUGUUGUUGAGAGCUCCGCUCGGAACCUUUUGGCACAGCGGGAAAGCAAGAAGGAAGAGGUCAAGGAAGAAGCCAAGGACACCACGAAUCCUGGACUCAAUUUGCGAUUGGAGGAGCCAGGAUCCAAACAGCUGGUCCAGCGAACUGGGUCCACAUUGUCUCCGGCACCGGAGGAAGAGGACGUGGUGGAGCCACCAGGUCAACCAGAGGAUGAGACAGGCAAUUCCAAGCUUGUUGGUAACGUCUUGGAGCAUCUGAUGCGGGAGGUGAUUGCAGAAGAAGAGUUCGGUAGCAUCCUUGACCGGAUGCUCUCCCAGGACGUUCCGUUCUUCCUCCAGUACGAAGGAAGCGAUCCUCCAGCAUUGCCCCCUCCGGAUCAUCCUGCAGCUCCGGAGCCAGCUCUGCGGCCCCGAAUCCUGGAGGACACCUCUCCUUCAGAGGAGUCAGUUCCAGUGCCGGAAGACACUGAUACGGAGGAAGAUGAUGUCUUUGUCAGCAGCAGCAGCGCUCUGCCAUGGUCAGAUUUGCUGCUGGACUUCAAGGCCCCCCCCGGAACUCAGUCAGCGCCACGACAGCGUACAUGUGGAGGAGCAAAGGCAGAAGUUGCUUCUCCAAGUUCCACGGGCGAAAAUCAGUGUGGCGUUGAUGCUCUUUCCAUUGAAGCUUCCAGUGCACCCUGCACACCCGAAGCGCACAUCAGGUCUUGGGAGGAAGCGCUAGCAAUGUAUGGGGAGGUUGACCUGGAUGCUUUCCAAGAUUCAGCGGGAGAAGUGCUAGAUCGGCUUCUGCUGGAUACCAUGGAUGAUGUCAUCGCUGGUCGAUUGAAUUGGAUGCGACCACUGCCAAGAGUCCGUGAUCGGCGGCUCUAGGGUAGGGCAAGCGCGUGACUCAUUGAAAUGCUGU
Messenger RNA from Durusdinium trenchii, 5802 nucleotides. The record is from the annotation of a GenBank genome assembly. NCBI's taxonomy places the organism in Eukaryota, Dinophyceae, Suessiales, Symbiodiniaceae.